AUGGGCCACCGGGAGCCCCCGCCGGCCCCGGCGCCCGCGGGCGGUUAUAUAAAGCGGUUAUGUAAGGGGCUCGGCUGGCGCGAGCACGUGGAGAGCCGCGGGGGCCCGGACGCCGGGCUCGCCCCCGCCGCUCGCAGGGCCCGCGACACCCACUCCCGCGCCGCCCGGGGCCCGAGGCAGCCCUGGCCCGGGGCGGGCCAGCCCCAGCCGGGGGCCUCGGGGGAGCGGGCCGCCCGGAAGUGGAGGGGCGCCGGCCAGGUCACCAUCCAGGGUCCCGCUCCUCCGCGUCCCAGGGCCGGACGGAGGGAUGAGGCAGGGGGAGCCCGGGCGGCGCCGUUGCUGCUCCCCCCGCCGCCCGCAGCCAUGGAAACGGGGAAGGAGGACGGCGCCCGCCGAGGUACACAAAGCCCCGAGCGGAAAAGGCGAAGCCCAGUGCCGCGGGCGCCCAGCGCGAAGCUGAGGCCGGCGGCGGCGGCCCAGGCCAUGGAUCCGGUGACGGCCGAGGCCCCGGGCGAGGCCUACCUAGCGCGGCGGCGGCCGGAGGGCGGCGGCGGCUCGUCCCGGCCGCGCUACAGCCUCUUGGCGGAGAUCGGGCGCGGCAGCUACGGCGUGGUUUACGAGGCAGUGGCCGGGCGCAGCGGGGCCCGGGUGGCGGUCAAGAAGAUCCGAUGCGACGCCCCCGAGAACGUGGAGCUGGCGCUGGCCGAAUUUUGGGCCCUGACCAGCCUCAAGCGGCGCCACCAGAACGUCGUGCAGUUUGAGGAGUGCGUCCUGCAGCGCAACGGGCUGGCCCAGCGCAUGAGCCACGGCAACAAGAGCUCGCAGCUCUACCUGCGCCUGGUGGAGACCUCGCUCAAAGGAGAAAGGAUCCUGGGUUAUGCUGAGGAGCCUUGCUAUCUCUGGUUUGUCAUGGAGUUCUGUGAAGGUGGAGACCUGAAUCAGUACGUCCUGUCCCGGAGGCCAGACCCAGCCACCAACAAAAGCUUCAUGCUACAGCUCACGAGCGCCAUUGCCUUCCUGCACAAAAACCACAUCGUGCACAGGGACCUAAAGCCAGACAACAUCCUCAUCACAGAGCGGUCUGGCACCCCCAUCCUCAAGGUGGCAGACUUUGGACUAAGCAAGGUCUGUGCUGGCUUGGCCCCCCGAGGCAAAGAGGGCAAUCAAGACAACAAAAAUGUGAAUGUGAAUAAAUACUGGCUGUCCUCAGCCUGCGGCUCAGACUUCUACAUGGCCCCUGAAGUCUGGGAGGGACACUACACAGCCAAGGCAGACAUCUUUGCCCUGGGCAUUAUCAUCUGGGCAAUGAUAGAAAGAAUCACUUUCAUUGACUCUGAGACCAAGAAGGAGCUCCUGGGGACUUAUAUCAAACAGGGGACCGAGAUCGUCCCUGUUGGUGAGGCGCUGCUAGAAAACCCAAAGAUGGAGUUGCACAUCCCCCAGAAACGCAGGACUUCCAUGUCUGAGGGGAUCAAGCAGCUCUUGAAAGAUAUGUUAGCUGCUAACCCACAGGACCGGCCUGAUGCCUUUGAACUUGAAACCAGAAUGGACCAGGUCACAUGUGCUGCUUAAAAUUCAGGGCAAAGCAUCUUGGGUGUUUUUUAAACUAGGUUGCUCCUCGGGACCCACAGUCUCAUCGUGCGCCACACGGAGGAUGGCAGAGGGUACAUACAGGUGGUGGCUUGGCUGGUUGUCGACCUCCCGACCGCUAGAGCUCCAGCAAUGUGAAGCUUUUGUUUGGGUUCCCCCACCCUUUAGCUUUGUUUAAUUUUUUUUUAUUUUACUUUUUUGUCUUUUUCUUUUCCUUCCCCUCCCCCCCCCCCGCCCCAAAUUUAAACAGUUAAGACAUCAGAGGACAGGAAGUUAUACUAUGGACAGGCACCAGUUUCUUUAAAGAAAUUCAAUAUGGACAAAGCCUAUGUAUAAAUUUCAUUUUUAAUUUUUAUAAGGGGCUAGGGAGCGAUUUUGUUUUUGUCCUUUAUGUUCCCUGUCUUCUUUCUUUUACCCAUCUCAGUCUUCUUAUAACACCUCACUUCCCCAGAGAAGGCCUGCCUCUCCAUGAGAAUUUGGGGAUUUCUCCUGGAAUGGGGGGCAUGAAGACACAAAGAGGCUGGGCCACCUCCCACCAGAUGCAGGAACUGCUGGACUCUGGUGAGCUGCUCCUGAUCAGCUCCUGGGCCUUGGAAAUGAUCAAAGGCAAAGAACCGCCUGGAAGAGGAAGAAGACCAGUGCUGCUGGUCUCAAGAAAGAAGGGUUUGUUCUCUUUAAGCUGUUGGAGGCCCAGGGCCGCAUCAGGACUUACAGUAGUGGGAAUCGGUUCCCUCUUCUGCCCUUUGCACCUGGGAGCUCCGUGGCGGGAGGGACAGAAGGGGGCCAUCUCCGACUCCCUGGUGGCUGAGCACUGCCCUGCCCAGCUCUGCAGGCCUACCUUUCUGUUAGUGAGUGAUCUUCCUCCCAGAGGAAUAUCCCCAGGAACAAACUGUCGUGCCAAACCUCUGCCUGGGACACAGCUUGGUCUUCAGCAGGCACCUGUCACUCAUGUGCGGUCCUCACCUGUCACCUAUUGCCUCUUGGAUCAUCUUCCCAGAUGUGCCCACCAAGUGUCCAGGGUGUCACAGAGACUGCCUGAGUCCCCGGGGUCCACUUGUGACCAUUGCCACAAGGACCGGGUGUCCUGAACUGGCUGCCACCAUCGUCUUCUCACAGUGAAGGGGGUGUGCUGUGCCGGGGCCCUUGGUGUCGCAUGGUGACGUGUCAAGCGCCAUCUCCCUCAACCCGGGACUUCUGUUAGGUGCUCGCCCUCGGUGUAAACGUGUCUGAUGGGACACAAGCAGCGGGCUCGUCACCAUAAAGCUUCCCAGCCGUGACCCUGCAGCGGCGCCGCCCGUCUGUAGUGUUCUCCGUGCUCUACCGAUGCUCUUGCCGCCCUCAUGGGCUUCUGCGCCGGGGCGUUCGCUCCCCGGUGACGAGAAGGAAUCACUCCUGUGUUGUCCCUUUUCCCUGGAGCUACUUUGGGUGCUGUCAAGGCUUUUCACUCCCCUAGGGCCAAAUUGGAAAGGGUCUUUGAGGAAGGGAAAGACUCUUUCAGUUGUGAUUAUUUCUGGUGUUUUUUGUUUUCUCUCAACCAGCAUAGGAUCCAUAGGGGCGGUAGUUGAGGGCAUUUAAGGUGGUGUGUGACCAACGGGGCGCCCCCCAAGGCAGCAGUCCCCCAGCCCUGAGAGUGGGAGAGGCCAGCGGGCCUCAGAGUGACCUGGGCAAGAUGUCUGUGCACACGCUCUAGCCUUUGCUCUGGAGCCUCAGACCCAAGCUUGCUUCCUCCCCUGGGCAGACAGCAGCUGUGCAGCAGGGCCCAGUGAGGCUGCAGCCCUGACCAGCCUCCUUCCUUACUAGAAGCCUCUGCUGUCCCCUGUCUCCUACUCAACCACCUCCCAAGUGCAGUCUCUGUGGCAUCUGGGAGAGCAGCACCCCUAAUUGCAGUGUGCACGGCCCCACCAUCCUGCCUUCCCUUGAGAGCAGCGCAUCUCUGUACAUGAACAAAUGGGAAAAACAGUCCCCAAACUCAACACCCCCCAUUCUCCCUGGCUGCCACCCACACUGUAAAGUCCCCAGUGAGGGGACUUUACCCUUUGCUUAUCCUUCCCUUUGCCCGCUACAGGUCUCUUAGCUGUUGAGCUGCCCUGCUGCCCCUUGUUCUUGACAUCAGAUAUCCCCUAUAGGUCACAAGAUGCCCGUAUUUGGGGGGAGGUGGCGCCUGGGAGGGGUAGCCAGCUUCUGCACACCUUAGCUGGCAGGCUUCUCCCUGCUGGUUCUUGCUGGUGGGGGAACCUCCUGCCCCGGCUCACGAGGGUCAGCUCAUAUCCCCAAGUGCCUGCCUUUCCUCCCUUCCUCGCCUCCCCAGUUCACCCCUCUUGGCCCACUUCAGGCCCCCAGCCAGCAGGUGGGAGUCAGCCCUAAGGACAGCGACUCUGCCAUGGUCAGCAGACUGGGCUUGGGCCCCAGCGGCUCCUGUGUGAUUUGCGGAGCCACUGUCCACCUGUAGCCAUCGCGGGUCAGCUCCCAGCCUUUCCUUCUUCCUCUCCACCUGGGUCGCACAUCAUCCCAGCACCACCAAGUUCGUCGGGCCUGUCUGAGUUUUGGGGGUUUCCAGACCUCAAGAUAGCAGUUACUCUUUUCUUGGGUCCAUGAAAAGAAGAGCCUGUUGGAGGAAGUUUCUGGGCCUUGGCCCUUGUUCCCCCUCAGUGAGAGAAAUCAGCAAGACAGAUCAUAGUGCCUUAUUUCUUUGUCCCUGUGACCAGGCCUCUGGUGCAGUUGGAAGUGUGUGGCUCCUUCCUUCUCCCUGUGUGUCCAUCUGUCACUUCAGCUCCCACUCCGAGUUAGCCAUGUGGAGGACUAGCCCCCCGCCUUUGCCCUCCCCCACCCUUUUUGAGGGUUGUAACCAGGCAUCUGUCUCCCCACCCACCCCCAGGGCACUUACUAGCAGCUUUAGCUGAGGACAGAAAAACUGCUUCAGACAUGGGCGCACUCUCUGCCUCUUACCUCUAGCCAGGAGGAUGCUGCAGUCUGUUCAUUCAAGGCUGGCUCCAUCAGGCCCUCUUCUGGGCUCCGGGGACUGAGGUCGCAGGCCUUAGCCUCGUCUCAUCCCAGAGGCAUUGGGACAGGAGAGUGGGAACUCUCCUCCCACCCAGACGUGGUUUGCCCCAUGGCUGCCUUUCUGAGGGAGUGUAUUAAAUGUUUACUUAAGAAAUACCCUGUUUACAGCUGGAGGAGAAACGUGCCCAACACGCGAGGAGAUCUGACGCUGCACAGGGCCUGCCUCCUUCGUGGCACUAUGAAGGCCAAGGUGCCAGGGCUGGGCACGCGCCUGCACUCCCUCUGCUCCCUGACCCUGCGGUGCUAAGACCACUCGCCACCUUCCUCACAGCCUCCUCACCCUGGACAUUCCCCGCUCUCAUUCCUUCCCCCAGAUGCCCACCCAGCUCCUUAACAAAUCACUUAUCUCCUAGAAAACCAGUGUUUGGAGCAAUAAGAUUAUUUUUGCUGGAGUCUUUUUCUAAGAAAAGGAAAAGAGCUGGCAUCGUGGAAUCUUCUGUUGAUGCUAUUGGCUGUUUACCUUUUUAGAAGACAUCUUAAUAGGAUGAGUGUCUGGGUUUCAGCCUCAGGGUACUUAGGGAAGUUUGGAAAAGCAGGAGUUAGCUCCCCAUCCCCAGGGAGGGGACCCUAACUCUACCCUCAUUUUGCUCCAUCCUACCUGGGCUUCCACCCAUGCCCCCCAACCCCCAGCUCCUGCUCUGCCCCCCUCGCACGCCUGGGAGCACAGGUGGUUUAACUCUUAAGUGGGGCUCUUGGGUUAUUGCCUGCUUGACACCAUUUCUCUUCUAGGCCUGUCUGGUGGCCCCAGAGAGAUGCAGCUGCUGGAGUCUCCUAGAAACUGGCCAAGCUCACACUAUUCCACUCUCUGGGCUCCCAGGCUUGGGGCUGAGACCCAAAGACACUGGGCUUGAAUCACCCCCACCCCACCCCCACACACACACUAAGCGGAGGCGUGGCCUUCGGGACAGUGCUGGCCGGCUCUGGCUCCCUGCUGGAGCUGGGAGGGCAGAGAGCUCCUGCCUGGAGAGCUGCCCUCAGAGGGAAACCAGCAGGUGUGACGUGAAGUGGGCUGGCAUGUGCCUCGCAGCCACCCUCCAGAGAUGACUCACUCCACUGCCGCUGCUUGCCCAAGCCCCCCAAGACUGCAGGGGUUUACAGAAAGGAGGCCUUAACCUCCUGUGGAGAAACCACAGGAGGAAGGGAGGUUAUUUAGGGACAUUUUAAAUCUUAUGUGCCCCAGGGGCCUCUUUCCACCUAAGCAAGGGAGUACUUGCAGUGAUUUAGCAAUCUUGGGGGGCCGACUUGGGUGUGAGGAGGUUUUAACCCAGGCACAAAGUUAGUUUCAAAUACUAGUUAAUAAAUCUAUUUUUCUUUAUUUUCUUUUUUGCACAGAAGCUGGUAAUCUAGGACCUACGUGUGAACAACUUUAUAUGACUAUUUUUUGUACUUGGUUUACUUGGGUUGGUAUGAUACAUUCUAUUUAAGUUCCUUGAACACUGUGGAUCCCUAUUGUGUAUGAAUGACUGCGGCUUUGUAAAUUAAGGGACGUUUGUGUGAAUAAAGUUAUUUGAUGGGGUCAAAGAAGCCAUAACUCAUUUGAAAACGAGUGCUUUGUGGUUUUGUCACC
Molecule: messenger RNA, 6217 nt
Organism: Talpa occidentalis (Iberian mole)
Lineage: Eukaryota; Metazoa; Chordata; Mammalia; Eulipotyphla; Talpidae
Gene: STK35
Product: serine/threonine kinase 35
Biological process (GO): axon extension; protein autophosphorylation; positive regulation of autophagy
Cellular component (GO): autophagosome; cytoplasm
Molecular function (GO): protein serine/threonine kinase activity; ATP binding
Source: RefSeq, a predicted model, not a curated record